This is a messenger RNA of Sesamum indicum (sesame), 1876 nucleotides long. RefSeq names its product pre-mRNA-splicing factor. NCBI's taxonomy places the organism in Eukaryota, Viridiplantae, Streptophyta, Magnoliopsida, Lamiales, Pedaliaceae. The record is from RefSeq and is a predicted model, not a curated record.
UUGUCUUAUUCUUUUUAGCUUCUUUUCAAAGCACUCAGCACAAACAAAUUUGCGAACCCUAAUCCCGUAGUACCAGCUCUACAGUUCUUCACUCUUCGAAUUGAGGACUUAAAUUGAAGGAAAAAGAUUAAGAGGAAACAGAGGUAGUAUGGAUUCAAAUGCGCGAGAAGGUUUGGACUCGAAGGCGGAAUUUCGGAAGCCUUCGAAUGAUGCGGCUAACCGGAAGUACAGGCGUAGAUCUCCUGUUGGAGGAUCUUCUUCAUCUGAUGGGAGUCCACGCCGCGAGCGCAGCUCAAGUCCAGUCCCAUCAAAGAAAGAUAUUUCUAAACUUGCUGAUGAUACGCGAAAAAAGGAUGAUAGUAGGAGCCAGUCGGGCCGCAGUGGUGAAUCAUAUAAACAUUCUGAUCGGCAGUCAUCUAGGAGCUACCAUAGGCAUGAUGACCGUAGCAGACGUGAUAGGCAUGUGGAUGACUAUGACAGGGGUUAUUCUAAGCCAUCCUAUCGUUCUGGCCGGGACUCACGUGACUACAAUAAUUUGGAUCAUUCUAAGGGGGAUAAAGAGCACCGAUCUAGAGAUUAUGUGAAUGAUGUGGAUACAUACUCUCAUUCAAAAUUGGAUGGUUCAGGGCAUAGAAAUAGGGAUAAGGAUUCGUAUGAUAGAGCAGGAUCUGGUAGGAGGCAUGCUAACAUGGAGGAAAGGGACAGGGAUAGAGACAGAGAGAGGCACAGAGAGGAUAAAGGUGACCGAUAUGGAAAGACAGAUUAUAGAAAGGGUUCUGUGGAUCAUAAAACUGAUCGUUCACCAGCUUAUGAAGAGUCACGGGGCCAACAAAAUGAUUCAUCAUCUCGAAGGGAUAGUUCUGGGCAUCGAUUGAGAGAAGCUUCUCAGAGAGAUGCCAAGGAACUAGAUGCUGAGAGAUCUGCAACUGAUGAAAAGAGAAGACAUGAGAAUCGUGGUGUAUAUAAGGAUCAACAUAAUUCAGAACCAAAAGAGCAUUCUGAUGACGUAUCCACCAAAGGUCAAGAUUCUGUUGCUAAGAAGCCAAAGAUUUCCAGCCUGGAAAGCACAGGUCCUGGUACAGAAGGCAACUCUGAUCAGGCUUUCGUGAAAGAUUCUGAUAUCGAUGCUGCAAAAAUUGCUGCUAUGAAAGCUGCUGAAUUAGUUAAUAGGAAUUUAGUUGGAACUGGGUAUAUGUCGACUGAUCAAAAGAAGAAGCUUUUGUGGGGCAACAAGAAGAAUACCGCUGUCGAAGAGUCUGCUCAUCGUUGGGAUACAACAAUGUUUGGUGACCGUGAACGACAAGAAAAAUUCAACAAACUCAUGAGUCUGAGGUUGCAUUGGUACCUAUGGCCAAUUGUAGGGCGUGAAGGGCGAUGCAAAGAUGGAGCAGAAGCCAGACAAUCCCGAUGUGGAGAAGCAGCGGGAGCAGCUUCAGAUGGAGCUGGAGAAGCAAUACACAGCUGGAUUGCGUCGGAGAGAUGGUCGAACUGUUGGGCUCGGUCUUUAAGAUUUUCCUUUAGCUACCCUCGUGCUUGUAUCAGGGGAUCUUCUGGGAUCAUGUUGUACUGCAUGAAAAAACUAUUUUGUAAGAUGUUAAACGAUCAUCAUGUCCGGAUCUCCCAGUCUUUGGUCAUGAUCUGUAAGGUUACUAGAUAUUCAAUGUUUUCCAAAUUAUUCACACUUAAUGUGUUUCGAGGACUUGGCUUGUCUUCCAGGAGUCUAUGUGCCUACUUUUGUCAAUCUUUUGUUAAAUGUUGUUUCUUUUUGCCUUUUGGAUGGAUUGGUUAUUUUGUGUCCUUAGGUCCAAGUUUUUUUCACACUGGAAUUGCUCAUUGUUCUGCGACACAUCUCGUAGAAUAGGGUUCAUCUGUUAAC